UAUCCUUUUUGCACAGUCAUGUGUUCUACAGAAACCAAGGAAUCGUGAGUCUGGGGAUGGAACCUUAUCAAUCUGGCCAUCAGUAUUGCAUCACAAAGAUUGUUUCUCGCAGAAUAUAUACACUGGAUUCCAGUUCCAAUGUCCCUGGGAGCAAGCAAUAUGUCGUUCAUACACGACCAGAACGAACGAGAUUUCGAAUGGGGUGACAAGAGUCCAGUCAUCCCAUCUCCCCCAUCAUACUCUCUCUCAACAUACUCUCCCCCUUCAUACUCAUCACUGCCACCAAUCCUUGAAGCAGCGGAGACGCCAGCAUUAACUCCAUCACAACCGGCGCAAGCCUCGACAUCAACACCAUCGCGACCUAAGAGAAGCCAACGCCGGUUCAAACCUAGAAGGUGCCCAUGCUACUUCCAUGCAGAAAGCUGCGUAAAGCUUUUCUGGCUAACAGUUGUCAUAAUUGUGAUAGUUGGGUUUAUAGUCGGUUUCAUUCUGGGGCUUGUUGAUUAUUUUGCGCCUGGAACUCUUGCUCUCUAGAAUUUUUUUCGGCUAUUUUGCUUUCGCUUAUAUGAUACCUAGCUGGCUUGUUGUACUUGCGUAUUGAAUGAUCAAGGAAAGGGACUGUUCCAUAUCUGGGUAUAUUAGACCAAGUCCGCGGCGUUAUCAACCUAGUCAUCAGGAUUGCAUCACAAAG
Messenger RNA from Aspergillus glaucus CBS 516.65, 691 nucleotides. RefSeq lists its product as uncharacterized. The coding region runs from base 139 to 534 and encodes 131 amino acids. The transcript is spliced from 2 exons. Lineage: Eukaryota; Fungi; Ascomycota; Eurotiomycetes; Eurotiales; Aspergillaceae. The record is from RefSeq and is a predicted model, not a curated record.